Rhodamnia argentea is the source of this 602-nucleotide messenger RNA. RefSeq lists its product as uncharacterized. The coding region runs from base 100 to 486 and encodes 128 amino acids. The record is from RefSeq and is a predicted model, not a curated record. The transcript has 3 exons. Lineage: Eukaryota; Viridiplantae; Streptophyta; Magnoliopsida; Myrtales; Myrtaceae.
AAAACACUAUCCACUUCGGACUCUCAUCAGUUCCUCUCCACAUUACCGUUUUUAACUCCACAAGACUCGGCCACCCUCUUUUUGAGUAGCCUCCAAACCAUGAGUCAUUCACUAAACCCAGCAUCUCCGCCUCUGGCCGCGGCCACCGCCCUCUCAAGCAAAUCGAAUCAGAAGACAUUGCCUCCAUCGAUUGCAGGAGUUCUUAGAGCGUGCCAGCAAGGCCCUGAUGACAAACUAAUCCGAAUCCACCGCAGGAGCGUUGCGCUUGGAUUCGUGGUUGGUUCAUUGAGCUUGGGCAUCGGGGAGCAGAGGGUGACAGCAGCCGCGAGAAGGCCGCCGCCAUCUCCACCGGAGGAGAAAAGGGACCCAAAUGUGAGCGGUGUUCAGGCGAAGAUACUAGCCAGCAAAAAGAGGAAAGAAGCCAUGAAAGAAUCCAUCGCCAAGCUAAGGGAGAAAGGGAAGCCAGUAAAUCCGUCAAGUGAAUAGUCAUCCUAAAGAAUCUUCAGUGUCUAUUCUUGCGGAGAAAGUUCAAUCGUCGAGCACACAUUUUCUCGCAAUCUCUUCAAUUACGACAGCUGAUAACUUGUACCGACUAGACUCAU